GCGAUGGACACACGCGGAGUGGCCGCGGCCAUGAGGCCCCUGGUCCUGCUCGUUGCCUUCCUGUGCACCGCAGCCCCAGCCCUCGACACCUGUCCAGAGGUCAAGGUGGUGGGUCUGGAGGGCUCAGACAAGCUCUCCAUCCUCCGAGGCUGCCCGGGGCUGCCUGGAGCCGCAGGGCCCAAGGGAGAGGCGGGCGCCGAUGGACCGAAGGGAGGACAAGGCCCUCCCGGAGCCCCUGGGGAGCCAGGACCCCCCGGGCCCAAAGGAGACCGAGGGGAGAAGGGCGAGCCUGGACCGAAAGGAGAGUCUUGGGAACCCGAGCAGUGUCUCACAGGACCUCGGACCUGCAAGGAGCUGCUGACCAGGGGGCACUUUCUGAGCGGCUGGCACACCAUCUACCUGCCGGACUGCCAGCCCCUGACGGUGCUGUGUGACAUGGACACGGAUGGCGGGGGGUGGACCGUUUUCCAGCGCAGGAGCGACGGGUCGGUGGACUUCUACCGGGACUGGGCCGCGUACAAGCGGGGCUUCGGCAGUCAGCUGGGAGAGUUCUGGCUGGGGAACGACCACAUCCACGCCCUGACGGCCCAGGGAACCAAUGAGCUCCGGGUGGACCUCGUGGACUUCGAGGGCAACCACCAGUUUGCCAAGUACAGGUCCUUCCAGGUGGCAGACGAGGCAGAGAAGUACAUGCUGGUCCUGGGAGCCUUCGUAGAGGGCAAUGCAGGUGAUUCCCUGACGUCCCACAACAACAGCCUCUUCACCACCAAAGACCAGGACAACGACCAGUACGCCUCAAAUUGUGCAGUGCUGUACCAGGGAGCCUGGUGGUACAAGAGCUGUCACGUGUCCAACCUGAACGGCCGCUACCUCGGGGGCUCGCACGGGAGCUUUGCAAACGGCGUCAACUGGAGUUCGGGGAAAGGGUACAACUACAGCUACAAGGUGUCGGAGAUGAAGUUUCGGGCCACCUAGGGCGGGACAGUGCUUCCAGAGCCCUCCCUGCGGAGGGGCCACGGGGCUCCCGCUCACUAUCCGCCCGGGUGUGGAAGGGCCACAUCCCAUCCCCUGGGGGGGGCCAUGCCCUCUGCACCGCCACCAGCUUCCAAUCUUCUGUCCCUCUCAGGAGGACAAGAGUGACCAUUACUCCAGCAACGUGUAUUCUCAAUAAAGACACUUGCUUACC
This is a messenger RNA of Sus scrofa (pig), 1186 nucleotides long. RefSeq names its product ficolin 2 (gene FCN2). Gene Ontology annotation, molecular function: signaling receptor binding; carbohydrate derivative binding; antigen binding. The record is from RefSeq and is marked provisional. Gene Ontology annotation, biological process: complement activation, lectin pathway. NCBI's taxonomy places the organism in Eukaryota, Metazoa, Chordata, Mammalia, Artiodactyla, Suidae.